CUUUAAUAUACAACUAAAUUUAAGUGAUAAAUAUGUUAUUAGAAAAUGUUUCUGAUUCAAUGAUUGAAGAAAAUUUCUGGUCUUCAGAUAAUACUGCUCUUCAGAUUUUACUUGAUAAACUUGAAGAAACUACGAGAUCUAUAAAAUCAAUUCAGCAUUAUUUUGCUAGAAGAGUACAAAUUGAAGAAGAGUACGGCAAUGAGUUAAUGAAACUUUCACAAUUAUAUAUGGAGGAAAGCUUUCAAGCUUUAUCCACCUCUACUGAAAUGAGUGCAAGGGCGCAUAUUGAUUUAAGUCAAGAUAUAAAGAGUAUGCUAGAGAUACCUCUUGAAAAGUAUUUAAAUGAUCGAGAAUCUAUAAAAUCUGCUAUGAUUCAUCAAUUGAAAGUGUCACACGAUAUAAAAUCAUUAUACAAUAAUAAUAAUGUGAUAAAGCAAAGAGACAUUCAAAAAAAUGAAAACCAAGAAUCUAAUGACUGGGUCAAUAAUUGGCGUAAAUCUUGUAGAACAUUUCAGUUAUUAGAAUCAAAAAGAUUAGAGCAUUUAAGAUCGAUCAUAAAAACCUUUUCAAGUAUGAUUAGCUGCCUAUACAAUAUUGACGAUCAAACUUGCGAAAGACUUUUUUUGUCUAUGGAGGAUUUGAAUAUAAAUCUAGAAAUUUCGAAAUUUAUAAAGAAUCAUAAGACCGGUGCAUUGAUUUUAGAGAAUCAAAAAAGUGAAAAAAAUUUAGAAUUUUUUAAUUGUAAAACUUUUAAAGAAAUCAAUAUACCUGUCAAUUCUGGCGAAGAGCUGAGAUCUGUGAAUGAACAACUGGAGAAGAUAUCAAAUUUGUCAGUUUACAAUAGUAAUUCUAAUAUACCUAUCAUUUAUAAAUAUCCUAUUAAUCCAGUUUAUACCAAAUCAAGUCAACAGAGCACAUUACAAAAUGGUCAUUUUUUAAACUUGAGACUAAAUAAAGAAAACAAAAGUACUACAUUAAGCAGAAAUACUCAAUUACAUUAUGGUAAAAGCAACUGUUCACCAACAAGAAGGACAAUACUGCUAGCAUCUAUGGUACAAAAGAAAUCAUUAAUACAAAAAGGAGACCAGCAAAUGGCUAAACAAUUGCACAUUAACGGGAAGAUUCAGCCACUUUCUGUAACAUCUUCGCAAAAAGAUUAUUCUUCACCUCCAAGCCCACUCUUUAGUCCAAGUGACUUUUACUAUUAUUCACCUACUAAUAUUGAACAUAUCAGUACAAAAUCUUAGUAAUACAUUUAUAUAUAUUUAUAUAAAAAGAUAUAGCGCUAUAGCCAUAACUUACUAUUAUAGUUUUCUUUUCUUUUUAACACUAAUAGUAAUCUUGAACUAUAUUAUAAAAGAUAAAAAUAUUAGUAACCUAAUAUGUUUUGAGAACAUUAUAUUAAUAUUUGUUUGACAUAUACUCGCAUAUAAAAAUCUAUAUGGUUUUAACUUUUGAUUAUUAAUAAUAGUUGUUCUUGUAUCGCUAAAACUUGAAGAUUCAAUUUUUUUUUAUAAAGCAAUGAUAAUUUUUAAGAUAACAAUAAGGCGUAAGAUGUAGAACAAAUCAGAGCUGUUCUGAUUGAGUAAUCAGCAAAAAAAAAAAAAAAA
Molecule: messenger RNA, 1610 nt
Organism: Cokeromyces recurvatus
Lineage: Eukaryota; Fungi; Mucoromycota; Mucoromycetes; Mucorales; Mucoraceae
Exons: 10
Coding region: 33-1247 (404 amino acids)
Cellular component (GO): plasma membrane; cytoplasm
Source: RefSeq, a predicted model, not a curated record